This is a messenger RNA of Paramecium sonneborni, 183 nucleotides long. Lineage: Eukaryota; Ciliophora; Oligohymenophorea; Peniculida; Parameciidae. The record is from the annotation of a GenBank genome assembly.
AUGAAGCAAAAAAAUGAAAAAAUCUAACCUUUUGGUGGAGUGGUAGAAUCUUGCAACUAUAUAGUUAAACAGUAGAUUCAUAAUAUGGAAAAUAGUUAUACUAAAAAAACUAUAACGCUGAAAUUUGCUAAAUCUAGUUUUAACUCCUAUUUAAAAUUUUAAUUAAUUUUAGCAAUUAAAUGA